AUGGCGAAGAUUAAAGUAAGAAAAAAACAAAAACAUACUGGCACAUUUGAAGAAAAUUUAAAAAAUGUUGUAGUCUCAAAAAAUGGGAUAUUAAAAAAACAAAAAAAAAAGAAAAAGAAAUUAAUAGAAAAACAUAAAAAAAAAAACACAUUAAAUAAAAUAAUUAAAUUAGCAAAUAUAACAAAUGAAAAUGAUUAUUCAGAUUAUGAUGAUGAUGAUCUAAUCGAUUUCAACAAUUCCCAAGAAGAUAAAUUUUUAGAAUUUAAUGACGACAUAGACGAUGAAGUUAUAGAUGAUACAAAUUUUUAUGAUGGCAAUGAAAUAAAUUCAAAUCAAAAUUAUAUGACUAAUGGCUAUGAAGAACCAAAUGAUAUAUUAGAAGAUCUAAACAUAAAAAUCAAUAAAAAUGGUUAUAAAGGUCAAGGGCAAUUUGGAGAUUUUCCAAAUAAUAAAAUGACUGAUUUUGAUAAGCCUCCUGAACAGAAAACGAAGAUAGAUUCAAUGGUUGAAAAAUGCUAUAGGGUUGUAGGAGAAAAUUUAGCAAUUUACAAAAAAGGGAAAUUACAUCAAGCCCUUACAAUAUUAGUAAAAUCACCAAAAUGGUAUGAAUUACUUUUAUUAACAUCCCCAAAAAAAUGGACAACCCAAGCAGUUUUUGAAGUAACCAAAUUAUUUUCAUCUGGUUUAAAAGAAAAAGAUGUAUGCAUAUAUUAUAGGCAUAUUUUAUUACCCAUCAUAUUAGAAAAUAUUGAACUAAAUAAAAAGCUUGAUGGCUUUUUAUAUAAAACACUAAUAAAAUCUUUAUAUAAAUCAAAAGCAUGGUUUAAAGGCCUUUUAUACCCAGUUUUGUUACAAGAUUCUACAAAAAAACAAAUUAUAAUAUUUGGAAGUGUGAUUCAAAAAAUGAGUAUAUCAAUAAAUGUUGUGACUUGCUGUCUUAACGACAUUUUUAAAUUCCCAUGGAAUGCUCAUAUUUCACAUAUAUUAACAAUUUUUUUUAAUAAAAAAUAUGCAUUCUCUAAAGAAUUUAUUGAAAAGUCGGUUGAUUAUUUUUUAAUGUUUGAAAAUUAUCCUAAUACAUUAACAAUAAACUGGCACAAAUCAUUGCUAACCCUAAUCCAGAAUUAUAGAGGCUUAAUAAAUGAUGAGCAAAUAGGAAAAUUGAAAAUAUUGCUAAAAAAGAAAAACCACCACCAAAUAACAAACGAAAUAUUAAAGCAUAUUUAUUCACCCUCAUGUUUCAUUAACCAAAUUAGCAACUUAAAUAUGGAUACUGGAAUAAAUGCUUAG
Messenger RNA from Plasmodium vinckei vinckei, 1290 nucleotides. Its product is annotated as essential nuclear protein 1, putative. Gene Ontology annotation, biological process: rRNA processing. Gene Ontology annotation, molecular function: snoRNA binding. NCBI's taxonomy places the organism in Eukaryota, Apicomplexa, Aconoidasida, Haemosporida, Plasmodiidae. Bases 1 to 1290 code for a protein of 429 amino acids. The transcript is spliced from 6 exons. Gene Ontology annotation, cellular component: preribosome, small subunit precursor; cytoplasm; nucleolus. The record is from RefSeq and is a predicted model, not a curated record.